AUGGCCUCGCUGGACCUGCCGUACCGCUGCCCCCGCUGCGGGGAGCACAAGCGCUUCCGGAGCCUGUCGUCGCUGCGCGCGCACCUGGAGUACAGCCACACGUACGAGACGCUCUACAUCCUCUCCAAGACCAACAGCAUCUGCGACGGCGCCGCGGCCGCUGCAGCCGCCGCUGCCGCCGCCUCGGGCUUCCCGCUGACGCCCGAGCCCGCCGCCCUGCUGGCGGUGCCCGGCGCCCGGCGCGAGGUCUUCGAGAGCACGUCCUUCCAGGGCAAGGAGCAGGCGGCCGGGCCGUCGCCCGCUACGCCGCACCUGCUGCACCACCAUCACCACCACGCGCCCCUCGCCCACUUCGCCGGCGACCUGGUUCCCGCCAGCCUGCCCUGCGAGGAGCUGGCUGAGCCCGGCCUCGUGCCCGCAGCCGCCGCGCGCUACGCGCUGAGAGAGAUCGAAAUCCCGCUGGGGGAGCUGUUCGCCCGCAAGUCCGUGGCCUCCUCGGCUUGCUCGACGCCGCCGCCCGGGCCGGGACCCGGGCCCGCCUCCGCCUCCCCCGCGUCCCCCUCACCCGCUGAUGUGGCUUACGAGGAGGGCCUGGCGCGCCUCAAGAUCCGUGCGCUGGAGAAGCUGGAGGUCGACCGGCGGCUGGAGAGGCUGAGCGAAGAGGUGGAGCAGAAGAUCGCAGGCCAGGUGGGUCGGCUGCAAGCCGAGCUGGAACGCAAGGCGGCAGAGCUGGAGACGGCGCGACAGGAGAGUGCGCGGCUGGGGCGCGAGAAGGAGGAGCUGGAGGAGCGUGCUUCCGAGCUCUCGCGCCAGGUGGACGUGAGUGUGGAGCUGCUCGCCUCACUCAAGCAGGACCUGGUGCACAAGGAACAGGAGCUGAGCCGCAAGCAGCAGGAGGUGGUACAGAUCGACCAGUUCCUGAAGGAGACGGCGGCGCGGGAGGCCAGCGCCAAGCUGCGGCUGCAGCAGUUCAUCGAGGAGCUGCUCGAGCGGGCUGACCGGGCCGAGCGGCAGCUGCAGGUCAUCAGCAGCAGCUGUGGCAGCACACCCAGCGCCAGCCUGGGCCGUGGAGCGGGGGGAAGCGGUGCCGGGCCCGGCCCCCGGGGUCCAGGCAGAAUGCGAGAACACCACGCGGGCCCGGCCAUGCCUAGCACAUACGCCGUGUCAAGGCAUGGCUCCUCUCCCAGCACAGGGGCCUCCAGCCGUGUCCCUGCUGCAUCCCAGAGCUCAGGCUGCUAUGACAGUGACAGUCUGGAGCUACCCCGGCCAGAAGAGGGGGCCCCCGAGGACAGUGGCCCUGGGGGCUUGAGCACACGGGCCCAGGCUGCCAACGGCGGCUCGGAGCGUACCCAGCCCCCUCGCAGCUCAGGCCUGCGGCGCCAGGCCAUCCAGAACUGGCAGCGCAGACCCCGCCGACACAGCACGGAGGGGGAGGAGGGUGAUGUCUCGGACGUGGGCUCCCGAACCACGGAGUCAGAGGCUGAGGGCCCCUCAGAUGCCCCCCGCUCUGGGCCUGCUAUGGCCGGGCCACUGAGCAGCUGCCGGCUCUCAGCCCGCCCCGAGGGAGGCAGUGGGCGGGGUCGGCGAGCUGAGAGGGGCAGCCCCUCACGCUCCAACGAGGUCAUCAGCCCAGAGAUCCUCAAGAUGCGAGCCGCCCUGUUCUGCAUCUUCACCUAUCUGGACACACGCACGCUGCUGCACGCUGCCGAGGUCUGCCGGGACUGGCGCUUUGUGGCUCGUCACCCCGCGGUCUGGACACGGGUGCUGCUGGAGAAUGCCCGCGUCUGUUCCAAGUUCCUGGCGAUGCUGGCUCAGUGGUGCACCCAGGCCCACUCGCUGACGCUGCAGAACCUGAAGCCCCGGCAGCGGGGCAAGAAGGAGAGCAAGGAAGAAUAUGCCCGGAGCACCCGAGGCUGCCUGGAAGCAGGGCUGGAGUCCCUGUUGAAGGCCGCUGGGGGGAACCUGCUGAUCCUGCGCAUCUCCCACUGUCCCAACAUCCUCACUGACCGCUCACUCUGGCUGGCCAGCUGCUACUGCCGUGCCCUGCAGGCCGUCACCUACAGGAGUGCCACAGACCCCGUGGGCCACGAGGUCAUUUGGGCUCUGGGUGCAGGCUGCAGAGAGAUUGUCUCCCUCCAGGUGGCGCCACUUCACCCUUGCCAGCAGCCCACGCGCUUCAGUAACCGCUGCCUGCAGAUGAUCGGCCGCUGUUGGCCCCACCUUCGGGCCCUGGGGGUUGGGGGCGCUGGCUGUGGGGUGCAGGGCCUGGCAUCACUUGCAAGAAACUGCAUGCGGCUGCAGGUCCUGGAGCUGGACCAUGUGUCGGAGAUCACCCAGGAGGUGGCAGCUGAGGUCUGCCGGGAAGGCCUGAAGGGACUGGAGAUGUUGGUGCUCACAGCCACCCCCGUCACCCCCAAGGCCCUGCUGCAUUUCAACAGCAUUUGCCGGAACCUCAAGUCCAUCGUGGUCCAGAUUGGGAUUGCUGAUUAUUUCAAAGAGCCCAGCAGUCCUGAGGCCCAGAAGCUGUUUGAGGACAUGGUGACAAAACUCCAGGCCCUACGACGGAGGCCCGGCUUCUCUAAGAUCCUGCACAUCAAGGUGGACGGCGGCUGCUAACCCGGGGUGGGGGGCGGCAGGGCCCCUGCCGGCCCCACACCAGGGCACUCUCUUUGGACCUCCAGAGGGACCCUGAUUUGGACUAGACCUUCGGAGGCCUUGUGUUAUCCCUAGCUUCCAGGGAGGGGUUGACAGUUUCCUGUCCUCCUCUUGGGACAGCGGAACAACGGGCCUGAUGUCGGGCACUGGUUCUUCAGGGCAGGGGCUUGGACAGAAGCUGCCCUCCGACCCCCACUCCACCCCCAACUGGAGCAGCCUUCUGGGCACAGCCAGGAAGGAGCUGAGUCACCACCAGCACCCGGUGUCAUCGCCCCGAGGACGUGCCAUAAUCACUGAGUGGCUCCUCGGCUGCUUGGGUUGCUGGGGCAGGCCUCCCCUUGUCAGGGGCCUCUGCUAGUCCCCAGGCCAGACGGGGCUCCCCAAAGCAGCUCAGACUUGGCAAGAAGGGCUCUUUUCCUCCCCCUGCCCUGUUCCAGCCCUCUGUGGGGCACCCCCAUCAGAUAGCCUGCCGAGGCUCUGGGUCCACAUUCUCCAGGGAUAACACAGACAGGCCUUGGGGGUCUGGGAAUGUGGUCAGCCAAAAGUGGGGGGUAGGGGGCAGUGAGGUAGUGGAAUGGGCUUGGAAUGGCAAAACAUUCAUCUAGAACUUUUCCCCAGGAUACUGAAACUACCACUCCCAAAGUGGGGAAAUUGCCAAGUAGAGAAAACUUAGUUUUUAUUGCUGUAGAAACAAGACCCCUCCUCCCAACAACCACAUACCCCCAUGGCACACCAGAGCUAAAUUCAGAGCUAAA
Molecule: messenger RNA, 3410 nt
Organism: Lynx canadensis (Canada lynx)
Lineage: Eukaryota; Metazoa; Chordata; Mammalia; Carnivora; Felidae
Gene: FBXO41
Product: F-box protein 41
Exons: 12
Coding region: 1-2616 (871 amino acids)
Molecular function (GO): protein binding
Source: RefSeq, a predicted model, not a curated record